Messenger RNA from Somion occarium, 1237 nucleotides. NCBI's taxonomy places the organism in Eukaryota, Fungi, Basidiomycota, Agaricomycetes, Polyporales, Cerrenaceae. The record is from the annotation of a GenBank genome assembly.
GGAUCGCAGAGUACAUGAAGAGCGGAACCGAUCAACGUUUUUGCUCUCUCUUUACGCCCACAAUGUACACAUCACUCAAGUCCGCUAUUCACUGGGGAAAUCAGAAGACAAGUCCGACUGCUGGCCAGAACGACAUGUGCGAGGUGUGCGGGAAGAAGCAGAAAUACGUUGACAACGGAUUCCAACACCCGUAUUGUAGCAAGACCUGCGCUCGUGUCCGAAAUCCUCAGCCUAUCUCGACAUCACAAUGUGCAUCCAGGGGAUGUCGCCUUCCGGCCAAAGUUGGAUAUGCAGGUUUCUGCUCCGAAGUGCACGCCAAUGAUGCCGUUCGACGCGGGCAGAUAGCAGGAUGUGCGCAGUGUAGGACACAAGCUGCCUCCGUUGGUCCCUUGUGUACCACAUGCGACAAGCGCAAUCGGGCUGGACCUCGACUGCGUGAACUAGACCCGAAUGGCGUUACGUUCAAGAGUAUCGUGUCCCAGUUCGGAUAUGAAUGGAAGGGGAGCAAACGUGCUCCAGUCAUCGAGAAGAUCCUGGAGGUGUCUCUUCCUUCGUCUGUGACGUCGCGUUUCAACGCAUAUCGAAUGAAACUGGAUACGACAGCGUACCUGCGGGAUAUCCGCACCUAUCAUGCCGCUCAGUGUAUCUGCGACCUUGGCGUCAAUAAUAUGACAUUCUGUAGCUGGGGAUCAUGUGGGACAUGCAAAGUGCUGAAGUCAGCAUUCCGCGAAUUUGCAUUUGGGGUUCAGUGCAACACCGGAAGGUAUGGCAACGGAAUUUACUCAUACCUGGAUCCUGCCCUAGCCGAUAUCCAUGCGACGUCAACAACCACUUCGCCCUACCGAGCGAUGAUAGCUUGCGACGUUUCCAUACCGUCGGUGAAUGGCCCAGAGCAAGUUGACGAUGGCGAGAGGGUGUUUGUGGCUAGUGCGGAGGCUAUCGUUCCCAGAUAUGUUCUCCUCUACAAAUGAAGUUAUUAGUAUCCGACACUCCUUUAUUUGAAACCGUCUCGCAGCAGACAUAUUUAAGCUAGUAUGAGAACAUCUCAUCCGCUGUUGUCAAUGACUUAUCGAAUAUAUUAGUGUCCAUUGUACAAGGGUAAUAGCAGCAGCAGACUAGGACACCAACAGAGUCCUGAAGAAUCUGCGUAGAGAUUCUGCUACUCCGUCUUCAUGUGCAUCUGGUGGAUCACCAUACACAAUGAGAUAUCCUGGGCGAAUGGCGUCGUUUGAAUAUA